CUUCCAGACUGUAAUGGUCUGACCAGAGUUUGUAACCUGUUAAUAGCUUUAGAGUGUUGCCUUUGAGUAUUUCUAUCCUGUCUUUAAAUAGAGCUGAUAGGAUUAGGCUUCUUUGGAAAGAGGCUACCUUCUGGCAAGGACACAGACUACUCUCCUCAUACAUUGAACUCAGUUCCAUGAAUUGUGCUGAUGGUAUUUUUGGGUAGUGUUUGUUAUUAAAAGGGAUAAAAGUGAGAAAGGUGUCAUUUUUAACCACUUGGAGAAGCGUUACAACAGCUCCGAAUCGGACUCUAUUCAUCGUGUUAAACUAGUCAGGUGGAGGCAUAUUUCAAGAAACACAGAAGGGCCACUUUUCUUUCUUGUGGUCACUCUUUGUAACUCCUUUUUGUGGAUGUUUGAUGCACAAAAGCUUGACUUACAGUCACAGUAAACCUCUGAGAAAGAACAGCUAUGGGAGUGCCUAACUCCAGGGAAUACCAUUACUAUCAUGCUCCAAAUACACCUUUUAAGAUGCUGCUGAGAACACGCAAUGAACCUCUUAAGAAGGAGCAUCCAAAAUGGAAGAGUGAGUACCCGAUGACAGAGGGGCAGCUGAGGAGUAAGAGGGACGAGUUUUGGGAUACGGCUCCAGCUUUUGACGGACGGAAAGAGAUCUGGGAUGCACUCAGAGCAGCUGCCCUGGCUGUGGAGUGCAAUGACCUGGAGCUAGCACAGGCUAUAGUGGAUGGAGCCUGCAUCACUCUGCCACAUGGCUCUCUCACAGAAAGUUAUGAUGAACUGGGCAACCGUUACCAGCUUCCAGCGUACACUUUAGCCCCACCUGUCAACCUCAUCACUGAAUCAUCCGGCGAGAGCAAAGCAUCUGACUUCACACAAAAACAGGCUCAACCUCUGCCAUGCAGAGAAGAGUUCCAGCUGCGGGUGCGAUUAUCAACAGGAAAGGAUGUGCGUCUGACAGCCAGCAUGGCGGACUCCAUCGCUGAGCUAAAGAAACAACUGGAAGAACAGGAGGACAUCGAAGUGACCCGUCAGAGGUGGUUCUUCUCCGGGAAACUUUUGACUGACAAGACUCGUCUGCAAGAUGCCAAAAUCCAGAAGGACUUUGUUGUCCAAGUGAUUGUCAACAUGAAUCCUUAGGUCAUAACUAACUGAGAAGUGAAACAGGAGAUAAAGUGAGGAAAAGAUACAGGACAUGCCAGAGAGGGCUGCAGGAGCAGCAGUAGGGCCUGAAAUCAGUUUCCAGCUGGUACUGCUGUUGAAUUUUGUGUAUAUUUUUAUAUAAGAAAUUGUUGCUUUUAUAUUGCUCCUUUUUCUAUUUUCCUUUUUUUUUCCAAAUGAAGUAAAAAUAUGAAAAGCACUGAAACACUUUAGAGUAAAGAGCCCUAGAGCCCUAAGUUGCACAUCCCAGUGUCUGUUUGUCUGUCUGCCUGUGGAGACCCCAAAUUACAGCUCUGUUGUUUACAUGGGUUCCUGUCCUUGAUAUGUUUGUCUGUACUUGUGCUUAAUGAUAAAUUCGACACAGUUCGCCUGAAGGUCCAAAUAAGGAAAAUCGACUUUUUUUUUUUUUUUUU
This is a messenger RNA of Melanotaenia boesemani (Boeseman's rainbowfish), 1571 nucleotides long. It is a transcript of the gene ubtd1a, whose product is annotated as ubiquitin domain containing 1a. Gene Ontology annotation, molecular function: protein binding. The transcript is spliced from 4 exons. The record is from RefSeq and is a predicted model, not a curated record. Bases 451 to 1137 code for a protein of 228 amino acids. Lineage: Eukaryota; Metazoa; Chordata; Actinopteri; Atheriniformes; Melanotaeniidae.